This is a messenger RNA of Cimex lectularius (bed bug), 1742 nucleotides long. Its product is annotated as inactive hydroxysteroid dehydrogenase-like protein 1. Gene Ontology annotation, molecular function: oxidoreductase activity. The record is from RefSeq and is a predicted model, not a curated record. NCBI's taxonomy places the organism in Eukaryota, Metazoa, Arthropoda, Insecta, Hemiptera, Cimicidae. The transcript is spliced from 6 exons. The coding region runs from base 84 to 1037 and encodes 317 amino acids.
CCACCGUUGCACUUUUGCACCAUUCAUUCCUCGUGCUGACUGCUGAGUGUUGAGUCUUCGUGCAGACGUAACGCCGGUUUGACAUGAACCCGUUGAUGACAGUGUUCGCCCUCGUCGGAGUGGUCGUCGUCGGCUUCCUACUCGCCGAUUUGCUCUGGGAUAUCUUCAUAGCGAUCCGUGCUCAUCUCCUGCCAAGGUGCACAACUCCUGACCCGGAUUUCGUCUCGAAAUUCGGACCAUGGGCAGUUGUAACUGGCUGUACCGAUGGCAUAGGAAAGGCGUAUGCAAUGGAACUGGCAAAGCGACAUGUAAAUCUUGUGCUUAUCAGUCGCAAUCCUGAAAAAUUAGCAGCACUUUCAUCCAAUAUUGAAACUAGGUUUCAUGUGAAGACGAAAGUCAUACCUGUUGACUUCAGCAAAGGGCAAUCAGUGUUUUAUAACAUUGAAACAGAGCUAAAAGGAGUGCCAGUAGGAAUCCUAGUUAACAAUGUUGGCAAACAAUACACAUAUCCCAUGUAUUUGGGCGAGGUACCUGAACAAGAACUUUGGGACAUCAUAAACAUCAAUGUUGGGGCGACAACUAUGAUGACAAGGAUCUUAAUGCCCCAAAUGUUAGCAAGGAAUAGAGGAGCAAUCGUAAAUGUCUCAUCGAGUUCAGAACUUCAACCUCUGCCACUAAUGACUGUAUAUGCAGCAACUAAGGCAUUUGUGAGAAGUUUCUCAAAAGCGUUGCAAGUGGAGUACCAGAAAGAUGGUAUUAUCGUCCAACACCUUUCCCCAUUUUUCAUCAAUACUAAAAUGAAUGCAUUCAGCCACAGGCUUCAGACUAAUUCCCUUUUUGUACCGAAUGCCCAAAUAUAUGCUGAAAAUGCUAUUAAUACUUUAGGCCAAGUCAAUCAUUCGACUGGAUACUGGGCACAUGGAAUACAGUAUUUUUUUACAACAAUUCCACCAACCUGGAUCAGGACGUAUAUUGGAGCGUUUAUGAACCAAAUAUUUCGCAAGGACUACUUACAUAAAAACAAAUCCAAUGUCUAAUUUUUUUUAUAUUAAAACAAUAAUUAUAGAGAUAGACUGAUAGGUUUAAUAAGGGCAAAAAUAAAAUUGCAUUCAAUAUUUUGUUUACUAUGGGUAACAAAAUAUUUUCAUAAUCAUCAUAACUUAGUUUUUGCCCUUACAAAGGCGAUUGAAGUCGUGAUACAAAAUCUAUCCAUGUCUGAGGAUGAUAUUAAAUAAUAUAAAUAUCAAAUAAAAAUAAAAUAAUUUUGUUUUUUUAAAUAAGUUCAAAGUUUAAUGACAAUGUUUGAUUUUGAUGAAAAUGUUUGUUCAAUGAAAUGUUUAAUGAAAUAAGUUACAAUGUUUAUCGGUAAUACAGUUUAGUAUUAUUGCCAAAAUUAUUAUUUUUAAAUUACUCACAGUUAAAACGAUAGAAUUUAAAUAAUUACUUUCAAUGCAUUGAUUUUUAUUGAUAGGUACAAACUUUAAGGUACAAAGGCUGCAAUUUACAUCUUAUUAGUCUUUGAAAAAUGAUGUAUUUAUUUUUUUAUUCUACAUUUUUAACCAUGUCAAGAUUGUAGAAAUGAAGAAAGUUUGUGUAAAGUUAGCAAUUAUGAUAAUGAACUUCGAUGUACGUUAAAAAAAUUGGCCAAGCAGGAGAGCCUACUACUUGGUUAACUUAAUUUUAAUAAAUAAUAAUAGUGUUUAGACAUUUAUCAAAUAAAUGUUGUUUUUAUUUCUUUUUUA